Cyprinus carpio (common carp) is the source of this 3424-nucleotide messenger RNA. Its product is annotated as DENN domain-containing protein 11. The record is from RefSeq and is a predicted model, not a curated record. NCBI's taxonomy places the organism in Eukaryota, Metazoa, Chordata, Actinopteri, Cypriniformes, Cyprinidae. Gene Ontology annotation, cellular component: cytoplasm.
UGGGAGGAGGUUGAACUUGAUACCAAUGACCCUUUAGCAUCACGUGAGCGGAAGUCUGUGACAUCAUCAAAACAGAGUACGCCUGGGUAGCGUCUGUUACCCUGACUGGAUAACUACAUUUAGGGACCGUUUGGAGCGCAAGCGCUAUGUUCCGUUUCAUGCGUGGCGUUUGUCGUUUUGUCUGACUGUUCGGUAUCGAGUGCGACGACUUUGUUUAUUUCCUCGAUAGGCAAUAUCGUUAUAAGUAUGGUGGAGCAGUCGGAUCGCGCUCCGCUGCUGGACUGGGAGGAGGUUCCCCCGGCCGAACUCGUCCCAGCGGCUCCAUCACCGGAGACUGAGGAUUCAAUACAUUCCGGUCUGUCUAGUUACCCGACCGAGGGCGGUGUACGGGCAGAUAUCUCCCUGAACACAAGCCCGGCGAGACCGAACAGUGUAACAGCUGUUUCAGGUGAAAGUGCACAUUCUCCCCAUAAACACAGCGGCCCGGGAGGAGAUGCUUCCGCCACUGACGAAGAGGGAGACUGCGCCUUUCACGGACUGUCCGUCAGGGAUCGGAGGGUCACAGGAUGGGAAGAAAAAGACCAAAUUGUUGCAGUGUUUGUUGUGACUUUCGACACAAGAUCGGGGAACAUGAUAGAAUGGUGCCUACCUCAAGAUGUGAAUCUGGAGGGAGUAGAGUUCAAGUCUAUGGCAAGUGGCUCUCAUCGGAUCUCAAGUGACUUCAUAUAUUUUCGUAAAGGCUGUUACUUCGGACUAGCGUGCUUUGCCAACAUGCCUGUGGAGAGUGAGCUGGAACGAGGAGCUCGGAUGAAAUCUGUAGGGAUUUUGUCUCCUUCUUACACACUGCUAUACCGUUACAUGCACUUCCUGGAAAACCAAGUCCGGCACCAGUUGCAGUGUCCAGGUCAGUACUCUCCACUGGAAGCUUUCUACGAGGAUAAAAAGGCAGUGUUGCCCUCGGGAGGGAACGGUUUGGUAACAGCCUGCCCGACCAGUGUUCUUGGGCCUAUAGUCAACCGCUGCAUGCAUCCAGAGAUGAAGAUCACACACCCGGCUGGCUGCAUGUCCCAGUUCAUCCGCUUCUUUGGAGAGCAGAUCAUGGUGCUUUGGAAGUUUGCUUUGCUCAGGAAACGCAUCCUCAUUUUCUCUCCUCCCCCUGUCGGUGUGGUCUGCUAUCGGGUAUACUGUUGCUGCUGCCUUGCUAAUGUGUCCAUUCCUGGGAUGGGCGUGUCUGCUCCGGAGUUCCGCCCCUUCUUCUACAUCAAUGUUGCUGACAUUGCUACUCUUGAGACUGAAGUGUCUUAUGUGGCCUGUACAACAGAGAAGAUAUUUGAGGAAAAGAAGGAGCUGUAUGAUGUAUACAUUGACAAUCAGAAUGUAAAGACACACAGAGAGAGCCUCCAGCCUCUGCUUAGACUCAACAGUGCAGACCGAGAGAAGUAUCGCAAGCUCUGUGAGCAAAGGCAGUUGCUGCUGUACUCUCAGGAGGUGGAUGGAGACUGCACAUCUAAUGAGGAAGACCUCUUCAUUUUGUUCUUCAUGGAGCAAAACAACAGAAUCUUCCAGACCCUGUCUGAGGUGGCAGGGAGCGCCGAUCCUACCCUGAGUGCUGAACAUGUGAGAGCCAUGGGGCUGGAUCCUCAGAGUGACCGCGGUUUUCUCGUCGACCUGCUGGAAAUAUAUGCCAUUGAUGUCAUGCUGGUUAUCGACAACCCCUGCUGCCCGAGCCAUUCCUGACCCUUCUGGACCGCACUGACACUGCCAACACCAAAAGGUGCACUCUGCAGCCACUCAAUCCAGUGAUGUCUUUCUGCUUGUCUGUCUAUCUAUGUGCUUCGUAUCCUUCAAGCCAUCUUGGAUUUCUACUCGACUCUGCCCAAGCUUGUUUCCAAAACAUGAUGAUCUCUGUGCCUCUCUCUACUGCUUUUUAUUGUGUGGUCUUCAGUUGUGACUUUGUUCUUCUAGCCAGUGCUGUCCGGAGGAACUGAUGUGAAUAUAAAUCUGCUUCACUUGAACACCAGAGAAUUGGAAAACCAGUCCAUCAACAGAGCAACUCUCACUUCCACAAUGGAGCCACAUGUUUUUUCUGGUAACAACGGUUUGGUGAAGCCUGCUUUGAAUGUCAUAUCUGUAUUUCUAAAACUCUUAUGGAUGUUGCAUUAUAUUACACACAGUACUGUGAUGAUUAAGAUUUUCACAAUCUAUGCCACAUUUUUUGAACUUAAUCACGUACAUGUGAACAGUCAAUUCAAUUUGGGAAAAAACGGACAUCAUUCACUGUGCUUGUUGUGUUAUUUGUGAUCUAUUGUGCAUGGACAAAUAGACACAAUCAGUUUUGCUACUGUAGUUAUGAACAGAGCUUAUUGAUGUAUAUGAAUGGGAAAGAACAACAGUGUAGAAGGUUCUCACUCAUUCUUAUUUCACUACCCAAAUGUAAGCUGAUGAAUGUGACUAUCAUUUCAAUGCUGUCUAUGCUGUUUUUACACCCACUAAACGGGUAUCAUUGUGCUAAAACAGGCCUUUAAUCACUAUCACUGUUGGUAUUGAAUGUAAAUUAUACAUUUAAUGCACAGUCUGAAGCACAUGAUUUAUACAGAUGCAGAAAUGUUACAUUCAGCUUUUUGAGUCCCUUCAUUUGCUCUAAAGAAAUGAAUGUGAUUCUAUUCCGGUCUGUCAUCAGUGAAUGCUCCUGAUUAAUACUUGUUAAAGACUUUGAAUAUGUAUAUACUGGGGUUUCUUAUUUAAAUGUAUUCGGGUUGAUCAUUUCUGGAUAACAGCAGCAAACUGGCCUCACAAAGCCGAUUGAUUGUGGUUUUGUGUGCAUUUAUAUGUUCAUCCUGAGAAAACCCUAACUGGAAACUUAAUUAUUCAAAUUAUUCAUAAAGCUGCAUUAAUAUAAAAAGAAAUUUAAAAGAAAAUCUAAAUGGAAAGGUGACCUUUUGAGUUUACAGUUUCUGUUCAUCUAAUUUUCAAUCUUCUAAUAAAAUAAUGCAUAGUGAUAAUUGAUUUCUUGGGAAUGAGUGCAGGCACUCAGGUUUGUCACAGUUUGAUGAAGUUCUUUAAAUUAUAAUAAUUCAAAUAUUUAAAUGAACAUGAAAUAAUAUAAACUAGAUUUGAUUAAAUGUGAAUUUUGUUUUUACAUUUCUUAUCUGUCAGAGAACGUUCUGUAUUCUAAAUCUUUCAAACCAUCCUCUUGUAGGAUGUUGGUUGGUUAUUUAGUGUCCUAUUGUAAAUGAAUGGAGAAUGUAUAUUAUUGUACAGGUUGAAUUGUUUGGUAUUGUGUAUGUGCGAUGUUUUUUGUGAGUUAUUUAAGUGUUGCACAAAUCUUUGUCACAGUAACAAGCUAAAGGAAUGUUGAGUUUUACUCUACUGGUAUCACAAAGCACUAAUCUAAUGCCUCUUUCUUACACACCACACACACAGA